GAAAGUGACGAAACGGAGAAAAAGAGUCUAGAGAAGUUAAUUUCUUCCUUUGGGAGCAGCAAGCAAAACCCCCUCUGAGGGAGAUGGAGGUAACAACCGACGACGUGCUGCCGGAGGUAAACGCCGCGGUGGCGGAAAUUCUUGAUCGGAACGACCUGGUGGAGGGACCGAACGCCGCCGUGCUUGCUGACGGAGUCUUGACGGCUGAGGAGAGGAAGAUUGAAACGGAUAAUCGUGGAGAGAGGAAGACAGAGAGCGAGACGCCUCCAGAGGAUGAUUGCUGCCCGAUCUGUUUCAGCUCCUUUACUGUUCCAUGUCGUGGGAAUUGUGGCCAUUGGUAUUGCGGAAGUUGCAUCUUGCAGUACUGGAGCUAUGCUGCAGUAUCUAGGCCUUGCAAGUGUCCCAUGUGUGUUCGGCAUAUCACCAAGCUGUCACCAGAAGCAUCCUUGCAACAGUGCCAGGAGCAAGAGGUGAAGGAGGUUCUUGCUAAGGUCCGUAGAUAUAAUCGUCUCUUUGUUGGAGGUCUAACUGGCUUUGUUCAGAAGGUACAUGAGCUGCCUUUGCUAAUGAAGAGAUUGGUUUGGCACAUGAUGGAUCCAGAUGCAAACAAUCUGUAUUUCCACGAAGUGCGCAUCUUUGCAAUGUUCAUGAGUACCCUUUACACUGCUGCAGAGUUUAACUUCAUCCCAACGGGGGGGUUCAGAAUCGUGACGGUGUUUGACUACGCUGCUAUUGCAAUGAUCCUGAUUCUGCGCUUGGUGGGGAUUUAUCGGAGGAGACGUCUUGCUCAGCGGGUUAGACAUCUCGCAGCUGCAGAACUUGAACCGGAAUGAGACUAAAUGGGAACUUUAACAAACAAACUGAUGUAUUAACCUGUGAAGAUGUGUUUGUUCCUUGUGGAUAGGUUUAGUAAAUCAUAGAAAACCAUGAGUCUUGUGCAGAUUUACGGAGAAUAACUAUAUCUUUUGGCAUAUGCAUAUAUUCACUGGACCGUCUCCUUU
This is a messenger RNA of Eutrema salsugineum, 1001 nucleotides long. Its product is annotated as E3 ubiquitin-protein ligase RNF170. Bases 84 to 833 code for a protein of 249 amino acids. Gene Ontology annotation, molecular function: metal ion binding; ubiquitin protein ligase activity. The transcript is spliced from 5 exons. NCBI's taxonomy places the organism in Eukaryota, Viridiplantae, Streptophyta, Magnoliopsida, Brassicales, Brassicaceae. The record is from RefSeq and is a predicted model, not a curated record.